Molecule: messenger RNA, 2171 nt
Organism: Tarenaya hassleriana
Lineage: Eukaryota; Viridiplantae; Streptophyta; Magnoliopsida; Brassicales; Cleomaceae
Product: peptidyl-prolyl cis-trans isomerase CYP65
Exons: 11
Coding region: 218-1999 (593 amino acids)
Biological process (GO): protein peptidyl-prolyl isomerization; protein folding; protein polyubiquitination
Cellular component (GO): catalytic step 2 spliceosome
Molecular function (GO): ubiquitin-ubiquitin ligase activity; peptidyl-prolyl cis-trans isomerase activity
Source: RefSeq, a predicted model, not a curated record
UCCAGCCAUUGACGAGCCGCAGCGGAGAGGGCGGUGGUCUGGCGUCUCAAUUGAAUUGAAAAAUUUGAAGACUUUAGGGUUUCUGCUGCUAAAUUGAACUCAAAUCUUUGGCGAACGAGGUCGGAAUAGCGCUCAAUUCGUUUCGGUUCGAUCAGGAUUUCGAUCAUCCAAAGGAAAGCCGAAGAAAUUUGAGUAGAAGAAGAGAGAGGAAGCAAGAAUGGGGAAAAAGCAGCACAGCAAGGAUCGAAUGUUCAUCACCAAGACCGAGUGGGCGACGGAAUGGGGUGGCGCCAAAUCCAAAGAGAAUCGUACACCCUUCAAGCGCCUUCCGUUCUACUGCUGCGCGCUUACUUUUCUGCCAUUUGAGGAUGCUGUCUGCACGAUCGACGGGAGUGUUUUCGAUGUAAUGAGCAUAGUGCCUUAUAUUAGGAAGUAUGGAAGGCAUCCAGUUACGGGAGCUCCUUUGAAGCAAGAUGAUCUGAUCCCUCUCACCUUCCACAAGAAUGCUGAUGGAGAGUACCACUGCCCCGUGCUGAACAAGGUUUUUACCGAAUUUACCCAUAUAGUUGCUGUGAAGACUACAGGAAAUGUAUUCUGCUACGAGGCUAUAAAGGAAUUAAAUAUCAAGACCAAGAACUGGAAGGAGCUCCUAACAGAUGAACCAUUCUCGAAAGAGGACCUUAUAACAAUUCAGAAUCCUAAUGCUCUUGACUCUAAGGUGACAGUAGAGUUUGAUCAUGUAAAGAAAGGCCUGAAGGUUGAUGAUGAAGAAUUGAAGAAGAUUAGCUCAGAUCCAGCUCACAAUAUAAACGUGUCUGGAGAUAUCAAACAGAUGCUUGCAGAGCUUGGAACAGAAAAAGCCAAGGAGAUUGCUUCACUUGGUGGAGGUGGAAACAAGGCACGUAGUGAACGGGCUGCUGCUAUCGCUGCCAUUUUAGCAGCAAGAUCUAAAAUUAAAGAGGAUUCAAAGACGGGUUCCAAUGGAGAGCCUAAACCCAAGCAGGCAUAUAGUAUCGUGGAUGCUGCAUCUGCCUCAGUGCAUGGAAGAAGUGCUGCUGCAGCCAAAGCUGCUUCAAGUGAUAAAACUGCUGCAAGAAUAGCCAUGCAUAUGGCUGGGGAGAGGGCACCUGUUAAUGCUAAAAUGGUGAAGAGUCGUUUUUCAUCUGGUGCUGCUUCUCGGUCAUUCACUUCCACUGCUUUUGAUCCUGUAACUGAAAAUGAAUUUGAAUAUGUGAAAGUCGAGAAAAAUCCCAAGAAGAAGGGGUAUGUUCAGCUUCACACAACACAUGGUGAUUUGAACAUCGAGCUUCAUUGUGAUAUAACUCCUAGGGCAUGUGAAAAUUUCAUCACUUUGUGUGAACGCGGUUACUACAAUGGGUUGAUCUUUCACAGAAACAUCAGGAACUUUAUGAUUCAAGGUGGUGAUCCAACUGGCACCGGAAGAGGAGGCGAGUCCAUAUGGGGAAAGCCAUUCAAAGAUGAGCUUAACUCUAAGUUACUUCACUCGGGGAGAGGCGUUGUUAGUAUGGCGAACAGUGGGCCUCACACAAAUGGUUCCCAGUUUUUCAUACUAUACAAAUCAGCAACGCAUCUAAACUACAAGCACACAGUAUUUGGCGGAGUGGUUGGUGGAUUAGCUACCCUUGCUGAAAUGGAGAAAGUACCUGUAGACGACGAUGACCGACCUCUGGAGGAAAUCAAGAUAAUUAACGUUACCGUGUUUGUGAACCCAUACAUGGAACCGGAUGAAGAAGGGGAAGAAGAGAAAGCCGAGGAGGAGGAGAAGAACAAGGAGGAUGAAGAUAAGGACAAAAUCGGAUCGUGGUACAGCAACCCUGGAACAGGAGCGACAGAAGGCGGUGCUGUUGGAAGUGGCGGUGUCGGAAAAUACUUAAAGGCAAAGAACAGUCAAGACAGUGAUCCUGCAACUAAUGGAGUGCCAAAGAAAAGGAAAACUACUGCUUCAGCUGGAGGGUUCAAAGACUUUUCUGGCUGGUGAGAGAGAGACGUCUCUUUUGCCAUUUUGUAGAAUAUUCAUCGUUUCUCUAUCAAACCUUGUAGAAAUUCCCAAAUGUAUGGGAAAGUCCUUGAAUUUGUUGAUGUCUGAUAAAAAAACCUAACACUAGAAACGUUAUAUUAGACCAAGAAAGGCCUAAAAUUCACAGACAGAA